This is a messenger RNA of Cyprinodon variegatus (sheepshead minnow), 2256 nucleotides long. RefSeq names its product dematin-like. The record is from RefSeq and is a predicted model, not a curated record. Lineage: Eukaryota; Metazoa; Chordata; Actinopteri; Cyprinodontiformes; Cyprinodontidae. Gene Ontology annotation, biological process: actin filament bundle assembly; lamellipodium assembly; cytoskeleton organization. The transcript is spliced from 12 exons. Gene Ontology annotation, molecular function: actin filament binding. The coding region runs from base 44 to 1183 and encodes 379 amino acids. Gene Ontology annotation, cellular component: actin cytoskeleton; plasma membrane.
CUCAGCUGGUGUGAACUGAGCAGAAGGCGCUCUUUCUACAGAAAUGCAAAAGGUGGAGGGACGUGUUACUCCUGUUAACCUGCCAUCCUCUAGGGGCCCAAGUGUUCCAGGGUCUCCAGCCCCUGGCAUCAUGGCUCGCCUGAAUGACCAGGUGGUGGGUUACAAAGACCUGGCGGCCCUGCCCCGAGACAAAGCCAUACUACAGGUGGAGAGGCCUGACCUGAUGACCUACCAGCCCCACCUGACUUUCUCCCCACUCGACCCACCACGCAGAGAGCGUUCUCUUUCCCCUCCUCCUGUGUCUCCCUCCAUGUCUCCUGAGGUAAAAGCUAGCAGAGCAGAGAGCGACGGCGGGUCACCUGGAGGAUCCACACUGCAGCUGCAGGCCGGACGCAAGAUCAGCACCAGCUUGCAGCAUUUCCAUCGACCAGGUCACAGCACAAACACACACAGAACAGAUGUGGCCAUACUUGGAUCCAGUCUGGUUCAGGUUAUUUGGGUUCUCCAGGGUGCUAGGGAGUUUACCCAACCGGCCCACAUGUGUUUUGUCGACCUGGAGAAGGCCUUUAACUUUGUCCCUAUUGGUGACCUGUGGGGGGUGAUGCAGGAGACGAGUCAGCUGAGGUGGCCUGGCAGGCAUGCUGGACUGGGGGGAGACCAGUGGACGACCUUGUGGAGGGACUAUGUCUCUCGGCUGGCCUGGGAGCGCCUCGGACUUCCCUCAGCAGAGCUGAAGGAGGUUUCUGGGUUGGGAUUGUCCAACCUCAGCUAUGGACCCCUUUGGGCAGGAAGGUGGUGUAAGGUUUCUGAUUCUGAUGCACCUCAUUGGGAGAACAUUUCCAUCUGUGUAAUGAUGACUUCUCUCUCUGUUCUCAACUUUUCUGUCCCUUUCUUCUCUCCUUCUCUCCUUGCAGCUGCUCAGAACGGAGAGGCCCGGAGAGAGCGGAUGGACAGAGGGAACUCCCUGCCGAGCAUUCUGGAGCAGAAGAUCUAUCCGUAUGAAGCCCUGAUUGUAACCCACAGAGGGCGCAGUAAGUUGCCGCCUGGAGUGGACCGGACUCGGCUGGAGAGGCAUCUCUCCCCGGAGCAGUUCCAGCAGAUCUUUGGGAUGCCCAUCGCUGACUUUGACCGCCUGUCGCUAUGGAGAAGAAACGAACUGAAGAAAAAAGCGUUGCUGUUCUAACAGGAAGUGACCUCUUCUCAACCAGUACUUGAUGAAGCCUGAAGCCCUUCCUCAGUAACGAGGAGAAGCAGAGAGCUACCGUAAUACCAACCUAUGUCCCUGGGAGGGUUCUGGAUCCGUACCUCUGAUGACCGUUCUGGUCAGACUUAAAACUUUAAACCAUCUGACAUAUUAUCAGUGCUGCACUUAUAACCACCACUGCUUGUAAACCAUUCCUGUCAUAUAUCCAACCGCACCGUUAACGUGACAUUAUUCUCACUGAGUAACGCCGCAAAGCUCAACAUCUGGAAGAGGAACCAGCGGAUUUCUUUAGGAUAAACUCACAUGUUUUUGGUACCAUGAAGCUGAUGCUAACCUGUGAGGCUGACUGCCUCCUGCUGGAGUCCCUGGGCAAGGCAGCGUAAAGUUAGGGAAACCCUUUCUCCUCCCAGAGGUGUUUUUGCCAUCAAUGGUGCUGUUAUGUUAUUCUGAUUGGAUGAUUAUUGAGAAGGCGGUCAGUUGUUUGGCACAGAAGGAGCAGCUUCUUCCCGUUCAGUGAUAUUGGUGUACCUAACGGUAGUUCACGAUUUCCACACUUUCCUUGGCUGGUCCUUUAAAAUUCCUUUUUAAACAUUCAUCUUUGUACUAAAAUAUUCCUUCUGUCAUGAUUUCUGGAGAUUAAGAUCUAAAGAGAAGCGCCAUCUCCUGGUCAGACCUUGUAAAUCAGUGAAAGGGGUUCGCUCCAGUGGCUGGAAGAGUGAGGGGAAUUUGCUGGGAGUUGCAUGUUCUGCUGCCAUUGGUCCGGCGUUUGAAUGGGAAAGGCCAUUUUGAAUUGCUGCUACUGUAAAUCGCCAAAAGUGGAAGAAAGUAACAUGUAGUGUUUCCCUGCCAAUAAAUGUUAUAAAGCGUGUUGGAUGAAGGGUGACGGACACAAAGAACAGAGGAAGUCCAUCGUCUCCCCUCUUUUUUUUCAUCCAGAUUUUUUUCCUAAAUAUUUAUAACCCGACCAUUUAGGGUCAGAAACACAGAAACCUUAUUUCUUAACACUUUCGGGAUUGGGUAUUUUCAGUUUAGACUUUGUUUUGUAAAAAAAC